Trichobilharzia regenti is the source of this 563-nucleotide messenger RNA. The record is from the annotation of a GenBank genome assembly. NCBI's taxonomy places the organism in Eukaryota, Metazoa, Platyhelminthes, Trematoda, Strigeidida, Schistosomatidae.
CUGAAUUACCCAAAUUAGCUAGUUCGAUUCGCAGCAAUGAAGAAGAAAUUACAAAACUGGAAAACAAGAUUAUAAAUGCAGUUACAGAAACCGGCAACCGUACCUUUGCGAACUUUGUUAGCUGUUGCAGAAGAUUUUAUGAAAGCUACUCCGGAAACGAAUUAUUCAACUCUGCACUAUCCAAACUUGAAAAGAACCCUGAACAAUAUGGUCCUCACAGAGAGGAGUAUUUCUUUCAAGAAUGUAUCAAGGGAGAGGCUGAUGCUUACGCAGCUAAGUUGCGAGCAGAACAAGCAUUCGACUGUGAAGAUUAUAGACCAACAGGAAACCGUCACGAUCUAACAAAUUUGAAGCAUAAAAUAAGAGAUUUUUAUGAGAACAAAAGGAAGUAUGGUCAAGCCAUCAUGUUCAAGACCAUUUAUGAAGCCGCCGUCGAGAGGUUGAAACAAGCUGGAGUAGAAAACUAUAGGAGAAUGCGAAUAUCCUACCCACGCUGGCAUGGUGAACGUGUAUUCUGCACAUUCUUGGUGUGCAAUGGAUUUCAUGAAAACUUAAUGAAAUAA